UGGGUUUUUCCACGCUGCUGAGCACCGUCACUGGGAGUGUCUCUGGUGGAAAAUCACCCAGAACGCGGAAAUUGUCUUUGAAGGCAACACAGGCGAUCGUUCUCCUGCUGAGGAAGCUACGCACUUUUAUUUCAGUUUGCUUAAUAAACGUGGCAGCCAGAAUGGAGACGAGUCCAUUGAAGCGCAAGCUUUCCACAGGUCACCCUUUAGGUGGGUCUGAUUUACCAUCAUACAACAGAAAAACAGGUGCAGCAUACCUGACAUCGGUGUCAAACUUGGUGACCACAUUCAAACAUGAGAGGUUUGUCUUAGAGAAUCCAGUUGGUGCCACACUGAUAGUAGGUCCCCUGGAGGACACAAUUUACAGUGAUGAUGAGGUGAACGGGUGGGGAAAGUUCUACCUCCCCCAGACAGUAAAUAUGCGGGUUGUAGGUGUGGUGGAGGGAACCUUAUGUCCAUGUGACCAGCUUGUUCUGAUGACAUGUGAGGACAAAAACAUUUACGCCUACAAUGGAGAGGAGCUGCAUCUGGUGGCUUCAAGCCUUGACGAGCUAUUUUCUGAUGGAAUAGAGUUUCCAGCCUCCAAAACCUUUUACAAGGGAGAGGCCUUCAAAGAUAUGACUAAGGAGGACUGGGCUGAGGUGAGGAAAGGCCCUGUGGGCAGGAAGUUGGACAAAGACCAUCAGAAAUGGGUGAAAGCAAAUAAGUCCAGAAUCCUGAAGAACCUCCGACUCGGCAGAGACAAACAGAGGUGUCAUCAGCAGCUUGGAGGUGGCCCCCUUGAUGACAACAUGCUGAGGACACUAAGUACACACCAGUCUGCUUAUACAGUCUGAACUGAGCAGCUGUCUUAUCACAGCUGGAUAAGGUGAAAGGCCCUGGGCAGGUCGCCAGGUAAUCGCGGGGCACAAAGUUAACAGUGUUUCUUUGGGACUGCGUGAGGAAGCAGGAGCACCCGGUGAAAACCCACACUGCACACGGAGAACAUGCAGACUCCACAGAAAGAUUCCAGACUCCAGUUCGAACCCAGGAGCUGUGAUACAACUUAUUCAUAUAAGUAAAUAUACUGCAACAUCUUUAUUAAUAAUCUUUAUUAAUAAUAAAGAUGUUGCACUACAUUUACUUGUAUGAUUUUUUAAACUACAUAUGUAAAUAUGAAGGAAUGUAUUUUCAUUAUUAAAAUUCAUUAUUAUUAAAAAUUGUUGUGCUUUCUGUAACUACAUGUAACUAAAAUGGUUUAUCGGAGAUGUCUGAGUGUGGCGUGACUACAUCGAAGUGUGUGUUUGUGUCUAGGUGUAUGUUUAGAGAGUUUAAAAUUAAAAGUGUACUGCACAUCACACGCCAUCCAUCCACUCACACUGUUUUGCCCACAUGUAGGUGAAUGUUGUCAGAUAGCCAUAUGAGCUUCGAGGAAGUGGUUCUCACAUUGUGUUUCAUUAGCAUACCAUACUGUGAUGAUCAUAAAUAAAUUUGAGCAUAAAAGAG
Amphiprion ocellaris (clown anemonefish) is the source of this 1485-nucleotide messenger RNA. RefSeq lists its product as uncharacterized. Bases 162 to 836 code for a protein of 224 amino acids. The transcript is spliced from 6 exons. The record is from RefSeq and is a predicted model, not a curated record. Lineage: Eukaryota; Metazoa; Chordata; Actinopteri; Pomacentridae.